Seriola dumerili (greater amberjack) is the source of this 1713-nucleotide messenger RNA. Its product is annotated as heterogeneous nuclear ribonucleoprotein A0-like. The coding region runs from base 132 to 1025 and encodes 297 amino acids. The transcript has a single exon. NCBI's taxonomy places the organism in Eukaryota, Metazoa, Chordata, Actinopteri, Carangiformes, Carangidae. The record is from RefSeq and is a predicted model, not a curated record. Gene Ontology annotation, molecular function: RNA binding.
UUUUUCAAGAUGACCAAUCAGCGACGGAUACGUUUUACGAUGGCGAUUGAGUCAAACGGCCCGCCCUGACGUCGUCCAUUGAAGAAGAAGAGGGACGGUCUCAUCAUACCAUCCACAGAAGAAAUUCAAUCAUGACGGCUAAACUUUGCAAGCUUUUUGUCGGAGGACUGAACGUUGAGACCACGGAAGAUGGCCUCCGCAAGUAUUUUGAGCAGUACGGGACGCUAAGUGACUGCGUUGUGGUCAUGAACCAGCAACUCGGACGGUCCCGCUGUUUCGGCUUUAUCACCUACUCGACACCGGAGGAGGCCGACGCAGCAAUGGCGGCUAAGCCACAUGUCGUCGAAGGCAACAACGUGGAGCUGAAAAGGGCCAUAGCUCGAGAGGACGCGAACAACCCGGACAUCCUCGCCAACGUCAAGAAAAUAUUCGUCGGCGGCGUGAAAGACCACAUUGAGCCGGAUAACCUGACCGAGUACUUCUCCCAGUUCGGCGUGGUGGAGAAGGCCGAGAUCAUCUCUGACAAGCAGACCGGCAGGAAGAGAGGCUUCGGCUUUGUCUUUUUUGAGGACACCGAUUCUGCAACCAAAGCGGUGCUGACCAAAUACCACACCAUCAAUGGAAACAAGGUGGAAGUGAAGAAAGCUCUGACCAAGCAGGAGAUGUCCACCGGCGGCCGAGGAGGAAGGGGUCGAGGGAGAGGGAUGCAAAACUAUGGCGGCGGACGAGGGGGUGGCGGCUACGGAGGAGGCUACGGCGGCAAUUACGGAGGCGGCUACGGCUAUGGCGGGGGUUACAACGGUGGUGGAGGCUACGGGGGUUAUGGGGGCUACGAAGAAUACGACAACCAGAUGGGGGGUGGGUACAGUAAUGGUGACUUUGGGGACGGCUAUGGACAGCAGCACUCAAAUUAUGGUGCAGUGAAGGGGGGCAGCUAUUCCUACAGGAGCGGGGCUCCUUACAACAGAGGCGGCGGCGGCGGUGGUGGCUACGGCAGGGGGGGUGGAUUUGGCGGUGGCUAUUAGUGGCUUCCUCCAGUUUUGAGAUGUUCAUGGGGAAAAUUCUGAUUACAACGAACUUGAAUUUACACACACACGCACACACACACGCGCACACACACAUCAUAUAAGCCCAGGUGGGGGUGAGGGGUCUUUGUUUUGUUCAUUCAAAUGAAGCAGUGCCCAUCACCCACACGGAAUGAAUGAGACUGUCCUCUGGAUCCUGGCUCUCCCCCACCCGGACCCCAUCUGUCCUCUUAUUCCACACAUUAUGGACUUUACUACUAAGAAUUGUGAAUUAUUGAAUCGUACUUUUGUUAUGUUUGGGGGAAAGACUUGUUUUGAACCAUUUGUAAAGCCGUAAUCAAUGUCAGUCACUGCUCACUCAGAAAUGAGUUUGUUUGUCUUGCAAACCAGCCAGAUGUGUCUGUUAUUUUUGCAUCAUGAACUCAGGGUUUUAAGUGAAGUUGGUGGCAGUGUCGGGCAGCAUGGGACUCGAUUGCUUGAGUUUCUUGAUCUUAAACACUUCCGUGACAAAGUAUUUUUUUGGAGAAAUGUCACGGACUGUUUUGUUAACUGUAAAUUACUUUUUUUCCACUUCUCCCGUCCCAUUACAGGCGUUUGUUUAGAUUAAAACUGUUUGAAAUCCAUGUGUUCAGUUCGCCCCUAUGUUGUAUUCUGCUUUUAUUAAAGUUUUUAAUGUUUUGAAAAUCUA